Trichomonas vaginalis G3 is the source of this 849-nucleotide messenger RNA. RefSeq names its product protein ubiquitination. Gene Ontology annotation, molecular function: protein binding. Bases 1 to 849 code for a protein of 282 amino acids. The transcript has a single exon. The record is from RefSeq and is a predicted model, not a curated record. NCBI's taxonomy places the organism in Eukaryota, Parabasalia, Trichomonadida, Trichomonadidae.
AUGGCAAGUUCAGAGCAACCAAAAAAUGAAAAUGAAUGUGAUUACAGAGACAUUAAGCCAAUUAAAAUAUUUGAAUGCCCAGAUCAAGCAUCAAAAUUUAUUUGGGGAGUUAAUUCCAAUACUAUUUUACAACUUUCUUCACAAAUUAUCGAAUUAAUUACAGCUCACAAAAUAUCUAUCCAAAUGUCACUUUACCUGAUUGAUGUUAUUUCACAAAUUCGUGAAAAAGAUAUUAAAUUAUUUUCAGAACUAUAUCAAAAGAUAUCAAACACAUUUUCAUACAUCUAUAAACCGGAAAAUGAGAAAUUGGUUACGCUUUUACAUUAUAAAGGUUUCAAAUUUGAAAAUUUCGAACCUGAAAUGAAAGAAGAAAUAAUUCUGAAUUUGUAUUCAACAGAAUCUCCUUUAUACUAUAUUGCAUGGGAUAAAGUUGAUGAUCUUAAGAAUAAAUUCCCAAAUCUUGAUAUUAAUCAGGAGCUUAAUAAUAUCACUCCACUCGAUUGUGCAAUUAAAUAUGGAUCAGAAUUGUGUUUCAAUUACUUGAAAAAUUUAGGAGCUGAAUACACUGAUUACUCCGAAGAAUGUGCUGUUCAAGGCGGAAAUAAAAACAUUUUUAUGCAAAUGAUAGAAGAAGGUAAAUCAUUUGAUAACAUGAUUAAUACAGCAUUGGAUUAUCGACACUAUGAAAUUGCAGAGUAUCUUAAAUCAAAUUUUGGGCAAUUUCCUAAUUCAAUAGCUGAAUGUAUGUAUUUCGGAAAUUAUGAUGUUGCAUCUUAUUUACUUUCUAAUGGAAAAGAUAUCAACAAUAUUUAUAUUCACUUUCUUUUAAUAUUAAUCAUUGUUUUAUAG